Astyanax mexicanus (Mexican tetra) is the source of this 1209-nucleotide messenger RNA. It is a transcript of the gene anxa1a, whose product is annotated as annexin A1a. The record is from RefSeq and is a predicted model, not a curated record. Gene Ontology annotation, molecular function: calcium ion binding; cadherin binding involved in cell-cell adhesion; calcium-dependent phospholipid binding. NCBI's taxonomy places the organism in Eukaryota, Metazoa, Chordata, Actinopteri, Characiformes, Acestrorhamphidae. The transcript has 13 exons. Bases 100 to 1107 code for a protein of 335 amino acids. Gene Ontology annotation, cellular component: plasma membrane; cytoplasm. Gene Ontology annotation, biological process: alpha-beta T cell differentiation; cellular response to hydrogen peroxide; positive regulation of wound healing.
GCAGCGCUGUGUAUAUAUGCGGGGCUUCACCGCUGCGCCCCGAGUCUCCGCCGCCUCUCAGAGCUCGUCUCGUGUUCUUUGUCUACAAAUCCACCAAACAUGGCCUUCUUUCAGGAGUUCCUCAACCAGAGCACCUAUGUGGGCGAUGACUUGAGUGUCCAGGGGACAGUGACUCCUGCUCCUCAGUUCAGUGCCAGUGCAGACGCUGCGGUUCUGGAUAAAGCCAUCAAAGCAAAGGGUGUAGAUGAGGCCACAAUCAUCGAGGUGCUCGCCAAGAAGAGCAAUGAACAGCGGCAGCAGAUCAAAGCCGCCUAUCAGCAGUCCACCGGCAAGCCCCUGGAUGCAGCUCUGAAAACAGCUCUGCAUGAUGAGCUGGAGGACGUGGUUCUGGGACUCCUGAGGACUCCUGCCCAAUACGACGCCUUUCUGUUGAAAAGUGCCAUGAAGGGUUUGGGCACAGAUGAGGACACUCUGAUCGAGAUUUUGGCCUCCAGAAACAACAGGGAGAUCAGAGAGAUCAAAAAAGCCUACAAAGAUGAGUUUAAAAAGGAUCUGGAGAGUGACAUCACAUCUGAUACGAAAGGAGACUUCAGGAAUGCUCUUCUGGCCCUCGCCAAAGGUGCCAGGAGUGAAGACAGGACUGUGCUUGAGGAUCAGGCGGAUAAAGAUGCCAAGGCUCUGUAUGAGGCUGGAGAGAAGAAGAAAGGCACAGACUGCGCUGUGUUCAUCGACAUCCUGACCAGCAGGAGCGCUCCUCAGCUCAGAAAAGUUUUUGAGCAGUACUCCAAAUACAGUAAGGUGGAUGUGGGCAAAGCGAUUGACCUGGAGCUGAAGGGAGACAUCGAGAACUGCCUGGUUGCUGUUGUGAAAUGUGCUGGAAGCAAACCUGCCUACUUCGCUGAGAAACUCAACCUGGCCAUGAAGGGCUCUGGCUGCAGAGAGAAGAUCCUGACCCGCAUCUUGGUGAGCCGCUCUGAAGUGGAUCUGGUGCAGAUCAAGCAGGAGUACAAAAAGAAAUACGGCAAGAUCCUCUACAAGGACAUUCUGGAUGACACCAAAGGAGACUACGAGAAGAUCCUGCUGGCCCUGGUCGGAAGUGAUCAGUAAAAACAUCAUAUUCCCCCGAAUAUCUGCUAACAAACCAUCUGUGGAGAAGAAGAAGAACUGUAAUCAUGACCUUUCUGAUGAAUAAAUCUUGUGUUCAGUGCC